This is a messenger RNA of Ipomoea triloba (trilobed morning glory), 844 nucleotides long. RefSeq names its product V-type proton ATPase 16 kDa proteolipid subunit. The transcript has 3 exons. The record is from RefSeq and is a predicted model, not a curated record. Gene Ontology annotation, cellular component: proton-transporting V-type ATPase, V0 domain. Gene Ontology annotation, molecular function: proton-transporting ATPase activity, rotational mechanism. Bases 67 to 564 code for a protein of 165 amino acids. Gene Ontology annotation, biological process: proton transmembrane transport. NCBI's taxonomy places the organism in Eukaryota, Viridiplantae, Streptophyta, Magnoliopsida, Solanales, Convolvulaceae.
UUUGCAAAUCAUAGAAGAGAGAUUUUUCAGAUCCGAUCAAAUCCGCGAUCGAGAAAAGCUGAGAAGAUGUCUACAACCUUCAGCGGAGAUGAAACGGCGCCGUUCUUCGGCUUCCUCGGCGCUGCGGCCGCCCUAGUCUUCUCCUGUAUGGGAGCUGCUUACGGGACCGCGAAGAGCGGGGUAGGUGUGGCGUCGAUGGGCGUGAUGAGGCCGGAGCUGGUGAUGAAGUCGAUUGUGCCGGUGGUUAUGGCUGGUGUUUUAGGUAUUUACGGAUUGAUUAUCGCUGUGAUCAUCAGUACCGGGAUCAAUCCCAAGACCAAAUCGUACUAUCUCUUUGAUGGCUAUGCUCACCUUUCCUCUGGUCUUGCUUGUGGCCUUGCUGGCCUUUCUGCCGGUAUGGCAAUCGGCAUUGUGGGGGACGCCGGUGUUAGAGCCAAUGCACAACAGCCCAAGCUCUUUGUUGGGAUGAUUCUCAUUCUCAUUUUCGCUGAAGCUCUGGCACUUUAUGGCCUUAUUGUCGGAAUCAUCCUCUCUUCUCGUGCUGGUCAAUCUAGAGCCGAGUAGACGAAGAACAAAUUUGAAUUAUCUUCAGGCACAUUUUAUUUUAUUUUUAUUUAUUUUUCUUUAUUCUUUUGGUCCAAGAAUAUGUGUGUUAAUUGCUUGGCUAGAACAACUGGUUCAUAUGUGAUGAUUUGCAUUUGUAGAUUAGGUCUCUCCUCAAAUAAAACUCAGGUAUUCUACUGUUGUAUUUUUCUGGGACCAGAAUGGAUUGCCUGUAUUAUUUAUUCAAAUUUUUUCCAAGGUUAAGCUAUUCUGAUAAAAAUUUCUGGUCAUUCUAAUCUCA